CGUCUUCCUCUCUGUCCCUGGAGGUGCCAUCCCAAACGCUUCAAAUAGCAGCAAGCAUAAGCGGGGACGGUCACAUACCCACCUUCGCAAUUCGCAUUCACUUCCCUUUUCUCCAUUCCCUCACCUUAAGUUCGAUUCCUCACUUCCUUGCAAUUCCGUGUGGAAGUUUCUGUUCUCGCAAUAAUGGAAACGGAGGAUAAGCUUCUGAUGCUCCGAUGCUCCGUUAAGAACUACGAUUGGGGCCGACUGGCCGGAGACUCUCAAGUCGCAAGGCUCUUUUCGCUGAAUUCCGGAUCCGAACCCGAACCCGACAAGCCUUACGCUGAGUUUUGGAUGGGUACGCAUGACUCUGGCCCAUCUUUCCUGCUCUCUGGUGAUGAAAAUAUGACCCUUAAGUCGUGGCUGUCGAAGAAUCCUAAUGCUCUUGGCGAGAAGGUUCUUGGAAAAUGGGGCUGUGAUCUCCCUUUCUUGUUCAAGGUACUCUCGGUGGCAAAGGCGUUGUCCAUACAGGCUCAUCCAGAUAAAGAGUUAGCCAGAACUUUGCAUAAAUUGUAUCCUGAUCUGUAUAAGGACGGGAAUCACAAACCUGAGAUGGCUUUGGCAAUGACCGAGUUUGAAGCUCUGUGUGGGUUUAUCUCUCUGGAGGAUUCUAUCUGAGCGUACCAGUGAUGGCCA
Molecule: messenger RNA, 675 nt
Organism: Neltuma alba
Lineage: Eukaryota; Viridiplantae; Streptophyta; Magnoliopsida; Fabales; Fabaceae
Product: mannose-6-phosphate isomerase 1-like
Exons: 3
Coding region: 184-657 (157 amino acids)
Biological process (GO): carbohydrate metabolic process; GDP-mannose biosynthetic process
Cellular component (GO): cytosol
Molecular function (GO): mannose-6-phosphate isomerase activity; zinc ion binding
Source: RefSeq, a predicted model, not a curated record